AUGCCAGGUAUGGCUGUACGGGACAAAAACUCGGAUAUUUACAAUUUGGGAAUAUUACUCUGGGAACUCUCAAACGGAAUUCCUUCUUUUGCUACCUAUUAUGUGACGGAUAUAAUCCAAAAAAUUGCAAAAAAUAAAAGAGAAAGAACUUUUACCAAUACUCCUCCAGAUUAUGUAAGACUUUAUGAAAGUUGCUGGUUUCCUGAACCAGAAAAACGUUUAACACUGGAUAAUAUCUUAAACGAAAUUGAGAGGCUUACUGUUGAAACAUCUAUCGAAUUCGUUACUUGUUCUAGCGAACGUAUUGCUAUGUCACCUGAGCAAGUUGUUACUCCAUCUGGAAAUGGAAAAACCAACAGAUCCUCACAUCGCGUAUGUACUUUAUGCUAUGAUAUAAUAAAUGCGGAACGGGCAGAGGACGAAAAAAAUGCAGUCACUGAAUUAAAUAUAUUGCUAUUGGGAGAAACUGGAGUAGGAAAGUCUACUUUUAUAAACGCAUUUGCAAACUAUAUGAAAUUUAAAAAUCUAGAUGAAGCAAUGCAUGGAAAGAUGGAUACAUUAAUUCCAUCAAUGUUCUCAAUAACUGAUGAAUAUUGCGAUCUUAGAAACAUUAUAGUAGGUCAAGAAGAUGAAAAUGAAUUUAUUACAAAUAGAGGAAUGUCAUCUACUCAAGGUUGUAAAAGUUAUAAAUUCCGUGUAGAUAAUAAUACAGAAGUAAGAUUUAUUGAUACACCUGGAAUAGGAGAUACUAGAGGAUUAAAUACCGAUGCAAAAAAUUUCGAAAAAAUUUUAAAAUAUAUUAGUCAAUUCGAUCAAUUGAAUGGAAUUUGCAUUCUUCUUAAACCAAAUAAUGCUCGAUUAACUAUAAUGUUUAGAUUUUGUAUCCAAGAAUUAUUAUCUCAUCUUCAUAAAGAUGCUAGAGAUAAUAUUGUUUUCUGUUUCACUAAUUGUAGAGGAACUUUUUAUCGUCCAGGUGAUACUUUACCAACAUUAAAAAAGCAACUAUUGAAUCUUAAAUCAAAAGCUGAUGUUGAAAUUAUAACUGAUCACAAUACAUUAUACUGUUUUGAUAACGAAUCUUUUAGAUUUUUGGCUGCAUUUAAACAAAAUAUUCUAUUUGAAGAAACUGAUAAAGAAAUCUAUUCCGGAAGUUGGAAAAGAUCUGUUGAUGAAUCAAAUAGACUUAUUCGUUAUUUCAAAUCAUGUAAACCUCACGAUAUAAAAGAUACCAUAUCACUUAAUAAUGCUAGACAAAUUGUUAUGGAUCUUUCCAAACCUCUUGCUGAAAUUUGUCAAAAUAUUCAAAUCAAUAUUGCUUUGGCUGAAGAGAAAAAAGAUGAAAUUAAAAAAUCGGAUUUAACCAUUGCUGAUCUUAAAGGCAAAUUACAUCUUCCACAAAUUGAUCUUAAACCAAUUCAAUUGAAUUAUCCUAGAACUGUAUGUACCAGUUCAUCCUGUGUUAAAACUUUAACCGUCGGUAAAACAAAAAUGAAAAAGAUUGAUUACAUCACUCAUUGUCAUAAACGGUGUUAUUUACAAGGUGUUGAAUGUAAUAUUAUAAACAAUUCGGCUCUUUUGGGUUGCACUGUCAUGGCAGGAACUAAGAAAUGUCAAGUAUGUGGUUGUUUAUGGAAUAAACAUAUGCAUAUCACUUAUGAAAACGAACAAAUCUCCGUUGAUAAAGUUGAUGAAAAUAUUAAAAUUUUAAUCAGUGAAAAGCAAUCCGAUCAAACUAUAAAGGCUGCUUAUAUAAAAGAUCUCGAAAAGAGGAUUAAUCAAUUGAAAGAAGAGAAAAAGACCAUAAAUAAAAUUAUUGUAAAAUUUGCUUUAUUUUUAAGACAAAAUGCCAUAGCAGCUUUUAAUGAUGCUUAUAAAAAAUUAAAAAAAGGUGCUAAUCUAAAGACUUAUAAUAAUAAAGUACUUGAAGAACUCGAAACUUCAAAAAGAGAAUAUGUUGAAAAAAUGGAAACUAUUAAAGAUGCAAUUGAAGCUGAUAAAGUUUCUUCGGUUCCAAUUUCUCCUGAUGAUAUUAAUAAAUUAGAAAAACAACUACUUAAUCUUACUAUUUCGGGUCAAACUUUACAAAAGAUGAAAGAUGAAACUAAACGUG
Racocetra fulgida is the source of this 2110-nucleotide messenger RNA. Lineage: Eukaryota; Fungi; Glomeromycota; Glomeromycetes; Diversisporales; Gigasporaceae. The record is from the annotation of a GenBank genome assembly.